AUGUGCAAUACCCAUCAUACUCGCUGUUUCCUGUUCAUGCCUUUCACCUGCGUUUCGUCACACACUGUGCAGUACGAGGCACUUGCUGGGUACAGUGCCGUCAUAGACCGUCUGGGUGAACUGCAAGAGGCCAUGGACUCCUACAUCGCUGAUGAGCCUGAGGAGGGGAAGGAGGGGAGGUCAAGGAUAUUGCUGACAGAGGGUAGGACAGGGGUUGAUGAACAGCUGCCUCUGCUGGAAAUUAGAGACUUGACACUCACCACCCCUGACCAGCAGAAAACACUGGUCAAGGAUUUGAGUUUGCAGGUCCACAAGCGAAAGUCGCUGUUCGUCACUGGGCCUAGUGGCGCUGGCAAGACAUCCCUGUUGAGAGCGAUCGCAGGGCUGUGGACUUAUGGCGAGGGUAGCAUAGCAUUGUGUGGCGAACGGAUCGGCGGCUCCUCCCAAGAUGGCGAUGUCAUGUUUGUUCCCCAGCGGCCGUACAUGGUGCUGGGCACACUCAGGGACCAGCUCUUAUACCCAACGUGGUCCAGCAUCGCUGAAGGGAACAACCCUGCUGAUGGUGGCACAGACAAUGGGUCUGGACAUGAUGGGAGCAGGCCUGUGCCCAGCGAUGAUGCCCUGAAGUCUGUUUUGAGCACUGUUUACCUUGGAGAGGUUCUGGAGAAGUGCAAAGAAGGCUUUCCGGACAGGGACCCUCUUGAUGUGAAUGCAGACUGGGCGGCAAGACUGUCCCUGGGGGAACAGCAGCGGCUUGCCUUUGCACGAGUUCUUCUUGCCAAUCCCAGGCUUGUACUCAUGGAUGAGUCAACGAGUGCACUGGAUUUUGAAAACCAGAGCCGGUUGUACAAGGAACUACAGUCCCAUGGGAUCACGUUUGUGAGUGUUGGCCACCGGCCCAGCCUCAAAGACUUUCAUGAAUACACUCUGCAACUCAUGCCCCCAGACAAUGGCCGGUCACCUGGGGCAUGGAUUCUCCAAAAGUCGACAAGCAACACUGUCUCGUUGUAA
Messenger RNA from Ostreobium quekettii, 1011 nucleotides. NCBI's taxonomy places the organism in Eukaryota, Viridiplantae, Chlorophyta, Ulvophyceae, Bryopsidales, Ostreobiaceae. The record is from the annotation of a GenBank genome assembly.